AUGGCAUACACUUUGACGGUCCCCGACAAAUAUGGCUACGUUGUGCUCGUGGCGCUUGGUCUGGCCCCAGUAUUGGCAUUUUCCCAAGGCAUCCUCGUAGGGUUGUACCGAAAGCCGGCUCGAGUUCCAUAUCCCAACCCAUAUGCCACCGCACAGGAAGCGAAGGAGAACCCAGCAGCAUACAAGUUCAACUGCGCCCAGCGAGCACACGGCAAUCUGUUGGAGAAUAUGCCCCAGGCCAUUGCAUCUAUGCUUUUUGCAGGCCUGGGAUACCCCGUGGCAACAGCGGCACUCGGAGCAGGUUGGAUAUUUUUCAGAAUCGUCUACGCAUAUGGAUACAUCGAAGGCAGUAAGGCCGGAGGCAGGAGUAGGCUGAACGGAUCGGGCUUCUGGGUGAUGCAGGCUCUGAUAUGGGGACUGUGUGUGUCAAUGGGGUUGAAGAUGCUGUAG
Messenger RNA from Exophiala spinifera, 450 nucleotides. RefSeq lists its product as uncharacterized. The transcript is spliced from 2 exons. Gene Ontology annotation, molecular function: glutathione transferase activity; glutathione peroxidase activity. The record is from RefSeq and is a predicted model, not a curated record. Bases 1 to 450 code for a protein of 149 amino acids. Lineage: Eukaryota; Fungi; Ascomycota; Eurotiomycetes; Chaetothyriales; Herpotrichiellaceae. Gene Ontology annotation, cellular component: endoplasmic reticulum; nuclear envelope; membrane.